Talpa occidentalis (Iberian mole) is the source of this 5425-nucleotide messenger RNA. It is a transcript of the gene AKNA, whose product is annotated as AT-hook transcription factor. The transcript has 22 exons. Gene Ontology annotation, biological process: neuroblast delamination; epithelial to mesenchymal transition; neuroblast division in subventricular zone. Gene Ontology annotation, cellular component: centrosome. The record is from RefSeq and is a predicted model, not a curated record. Bases 308 to 4567 code for a protein of 1419 amino acids. NCBI's taxonomy places the organism in Eukaryota, Metazoa, Chordata, Mammalia, Eulipotyphla, Talpidae.
GCCUCAGCCACAGCGGGGCGGGGAGAGGUGGGGAGAGAUGCUUGUCUGUGAGCAGCGACUCGGGCUGGCAGAGCAGCCUGGAGGCGGGCCAGGGCGCCAUGGAGGCAGGGGGCUCCCCAGGUUUGGAACAAAGACCUCACACGCAGGCCCCCUGAUCAGGCCAGCCGGAUGGCGGUGGAGCUGGAGAGAGGCCACAGGUAGGAUGGCGGGAGCUGAGAGGAACCAGCGGUGACUCUGGUGCUCACAGUGGCCAGUGCGUCUUUCUCCUGAAGAUGAAGUGGCCCAGGUGAAGUGCAGGCCAGGCCCGAUGGCCAGCUCGGGGACAGAAGUCCACUGGGCCGAGCCAGGCCUGGGGAAGGCGCCCCGGCGGCGCUGGGCCUGGGUGGACGAGGACAAGGAUCCCAGUGGCUGUGGCACAAGCAGCUGGGGAGAAGAAAGGCCCUUUCCCAACACCAGCAGCCCUGAGCUCCUGGAGGAUUUUCGCCGGGCCCAGCAGCACCUGCAGUCACUGGAGUGGAACCAGCACCCUCAGCCUGAGGGGCACCAGGAUUCCGAGUCUGAGUCUACAGGAGAGGAGUUCGAACCAGAGGAUGUGGACAGCCCAGGAAGUUCCUGCUCGCCUCCCCACUGGCUCCCUCAGCAGGAUCCUCAACCAGACAUGACUGAAGACGAGCCAGUUGAGACCCUCAGAGAUAAUGAGACUGAAGAAACUGGAGGUAGCCCCCCCAGGUUGGGGUAUGAGACUUACCUUGGCUCGGGGGACAGUGAAAACGGCAGCCCCAGGACCGUGGGAUGGGGUCAGACCACAGACCGAGUGGCCUCUGGCAAACAAGCCAAUGGAGACAAACUUUCAGAACAUUCUGAGGUCAACCCAACUGUUGACCUCAGUUUUGCAAGGUCCUGGAGCAGUGGAACUGUGAGCCUCGACAACCCUUGCGACAGCCUUGGUUCUACCUGGGAAGAAGAGACCGAUGUCCCCCAGCCUGCUGCUCUGGCAGAAACUUUACCACCGAGUCCCAGUCACCACCUCCUAAACCUAGAUGACAGAAAUGGAGGAAGCGUUACUCUGGCAACUGCCACGGAAUUCCAGGACUCCUCAGCAUCCCCAACCCAGAGUCCCGAGAGUCCUGCAGAUAUAUGGAGGAGAGAAACUACCAGCCUCUCCUGCCCUCAGUCUGGGGACCAAGCCUGGAAGCGGACACGGAUAUCACCUAAGCCUCUCCCUUCCCGAUUCACCGGCUCCAUCAGCCCUCAGAAUCAUCCUCGACCCAGACAAAUUCGUCAGGGCAGGCUGCCACCCAGGCAGGGAACCACUCUGGCUAGCCACUCAGCUUCUGAUGUCCCCAAGUAUGGCCGGGGGCGGCUGAACCACCCACUCCCUGAUUUAUCCAAGGUGGGACCCCGGGUGAGGUUCCCCAAAGAUGAGAGCUACCGACCCCCCAAGGCCAGGGGCCACAGCAGGCCUCAAGGCCCCACCAAGCCACUAAUCUUCAAAUCGCCCGCUGAGAUUGUGCGGGAGGUACUCUUGAGCAGCGGGGAAACCUGCCUGGGAAAAGACCCACCUCCUGCCCACCCUGUCACCAAGGUACCCCAGGAAUUCCAGACGCCUGAACAAGCCACCAGACUGGUCCUUCAGCUCCAGGAGGAUUACCACAAGCUCCUCACCAAGUAUGCUGAGGCUGAGAACACCAUCGACCAGCUGCGCCUUGGGGCCAAGGUGAACCUGUACUCGGACCCACCUCAGCCAAGCCACAGCAUCCACCUGGGCACUGUACCCCAAGGGACCAAGGUCAUGUCCUUUACCAUCCCGCAGCCCCACUCUGUGGAGCGGUGGUCAGGCCCUGCUGAGACCCCACAGGCCUCAGAGUCCUCAGGCUGUCCAUCAGCUCAUGGAGACCUGAUCACCUCACCCAUCAACGUGGCCACCCCAAUGUGGCUUCCAGAGAACCAAGGCAUUGCCAAGGACCAGCCCUUCACUGAGCGUACCCAAGCACUAGCUUCUCAGGCCAGUCAGUUCCUGGCCAAGGUGGAGUCUUUUGUAGACCUGAUGCAGGCAGGACGGCUCACACCCCGGGACCAACUCAAGGGUUUCCAGUUGCUAAAGGCUGCCCAUGCGGCCCUGGAGGAAGAAUACCUGAAGGCCUGCAAGGACCAGCAACUGGCCCAGCAGCCAGCCGGCUCCACGGGAACUCCUGGGCAAUUUGAUCCUGGCAGGGAGCUGGAGGCAGAGAUAUUCCAGCUGGGAAUUCGUCUAGAAGAACUGCAGGACCACAUGGACCAGAGCCAGCAGGCCCCCGAGGGAGCCGGGUCAGACCUGCCUCUGGGGAGCCCCCCAGUCACACCCUGCCCCUACCAGCCAAGGUGCCCACCCUCUCCUUCGGCACACGGCCCCACGCCAAUCACCCAGACCCUCUGCUCUGAGUCCGACGCCACCUGCACGGACCCCCGCCCAUCACACAUGAACCCGGAGAUGAGCUCUGCCAGCAGUGAGGUGGGAGACAGGACACUGGGCCUCCCAGCCCCCCUCAGAUGCAAGGAGCUGCAGAUGGAGCAAGGCUUCCAUGGCCUGCUGGAGCGGUACCUCAGUGUGAAGUCCCUUCCAGAAGCCAUGAGGCUGGAGGAGGAGGAGCAGGUCUGCACGGAGGACAGAGCAGCUCCCACUCCAGCGAAAGCCGAGGCCAGUGCCCUCCCUGUGGUGCAGGCUGAGAGAGGUCACGGGCCCCUUCUUGAGGAGACCAUGGAGCAGAUGGCAUCUGUGAAUCCACUGGGUUUCCACACACCUGGCAUCAGAGACCGGCACCCAUCAGGCCUGGGCAAGGCAGAGGCCACUCCCCCAGGCCCUGGCAGGCCACCCCACCCUCAGGGCACCAAGUCCUCAGGGUCGCACAAGAGCAGUCUCACCAGCCUAGAGGGAAGUGGCAUCUCUGAGCACCCUCCACAGAAGUCUCUGCACCACACUGGCAGGCCCCAGCUGGAAGAGACCUGGAUGGCAUCCCCGGAGACAGACAGUGGCUUUGUGGGCUCAGAAACCAGCAGAGUGUCACCCCUCACCCAGACCCCAGAGCACCGGCUCUCCCACAUCAGCACCCCAGGGAUAUUAGCCCAGCCCUUCACGGAUUCUGUGCCCCGGGAAAGAGCCUCCCACCCCCAGACCAGGGGUCCUCGGGUCCCCAGAAGAGUCACUGAGCCCAGCACACCCAGAAGCCGAGCCCAGAGGCACCUCUCCGCCCGGGGCAGUCCUCUCCCGCAGAAGACACCCAGCUUCCCCCCAGAGCCGACGCUAGCUACAGAGAUGGGUUCAGAGUUUGAGAGACAAAAGCGGAUUUCUGAACAGCACCCUGCCAGCAGGACCGUCAGCCCUCCCACCGCCUCGAUCCCAGACAUCCCAGCCCAUGCAGCCCUGCCCCAUGGACCAGCAGAGACCACUCCUGGCUUCCUCUUCACCAGAUCAGGGCGAGACCAGGCCAUCCGAGAACUGCAAGAGGAGGUGUCUCGGCUCCGCCUGCGGCUGGAGGACAGUCUGCAUUGGUCACCCCAAAGCAGCCCGACACGCCCAGUGUCCACCUUUGACCGCCCCACCCGGGCCCGGGACCGGCCAGCAGAUGCCUCAGCUGCUUGGAGCACCCACUAUGGCAGUAAAUCCACAGAGAGGUUGUCUGGCGAGCCUGGAGGUGCAGAAAAAGCUGUCCCUACAGGAAGGCGGCGAGCCAGGUCUUCUUCGAUGCCUCGGGAUGUGCCCCGACUGUCCCUGAGUUCUGAAUCUGAGCCAGCCUCUCCCCGGCUAUUCUCUGAGAAGAGCAGGACCGCCGAGGACAGUCCACAGGCAACUUGGGACAGAAAGAGAGGAGUGGGCAGCGCUGGACGGCCAGACAGGGUUACCUUCUUGGGCCAGUACACAGGCCAGGAGUACCAUGUUCUGACCCCCAAAACUGUCCCAAGAGGCAGUGGCACAGUCUCUUGUACCCACAGCCGACCCGUUAGGACCCAGGAUGCAGGUGGUGCUGCACCCAGGGACCCCCUGGCACCAACUCUCACUGAUACCCUGCGAUGUCCCCUGUGUGGUCUAGUUGGGUCCCCCUUAGAGGGAGCCAGCCUGGACUCAGCCACCUCUGGGACAGAGAAGGCCACCAUGAAAAAAAAUGCAUCUGCAACAUCCAGCCCCAAGCAGAGGAACAAGCGAGCAGGGUCACCGCCCCGGCCAGCCCCUGGACUGUGGUAUCUGGCAGCUGCACCCUCGACACCAGCCCCUCCCGCCUUUGCCUACGUCUCCUCAGUUCCCGUCAUGCCCUACCCAUCAGCCACCAUGUACUUCGUGCCCCCUGGAUCUACCUCAGCCCCCUCAGCCCAGCAGGCCGCAGAGUGGCCCCCCACAGCUUCCUCUCGGCCGUCCAGGACUCACCGGCGCUCCAUCCAGCUGGACCUGGAGGACCUGAGGGAGCUCAACAAGGCCCUGAGCCAAGCAGUGCAGGCUGCCGAGAGUGUCCGCUCCACCACCAAGAAGAUGAGCCGCUCCCUGUCUGCAGACCUGCGGCUUGCCCGCGGCCUGCGCGGCUCCUGCCUCUUCUGAUUCACAGGCUCAGAGGGGGCAGCCUCAGAUGGCACCUAUGACCAGGUGUUGGGCAGGCCACUGCUGUUCCCCAGGCCAGGAGCUGGCCGGAGCCUCUCCCGAAGGCCCCCCAGACGCCUCAUGAGGAGGGGGUGUCCUGCCUGGUCUCGAUUUUCCUAAUGGAGGGACAUCCAGUUAUCAAGGGAAGUAACUUCCCAGGGGCCAGCACCUGGAGGGGGUGCCGGGAUAUCGCCGCCUCUGUCCUGAUGCAAUAUCUGGGAGUCUUAUCUAGUCCUCCUCCACAGCCCACCUCCUGCUAAUAAUGUGUAUUUUAUGUACAAAUGGACAGUUUUUUUAAUGCAAGCUUUCCUGGUCUGGGAGCCUCCUCAGGAGGUCAGAUAAGAAGGGAAAGACCAGGGUCGCUGGCACAAACCGAACCCCUGCCUAUGACCAGCCACUCCAGAGUAAGAGUUUCUGCGGUGGGAAUGUUCUCCUGGAGACUGGUGGUCUGUAGGCCAUUUUGAGGCCACUGGGAUAUCGGGCCUCAGGAUAUGCUCCAGGCUUCUCCACAGUGGGAGAGGCCUUCCCCAUAGUCCCCCUCGGUACCUCAUCCUGAGCCCCCAGGCCUGCCCCUGGGACACCUGUGGAAUCUGGUGAAUGGCCAGCUACCUGCCACCCGAUCUGUGGACAUGAGGCCAGCCUUCUCCUGCUCCCCCAGCCCCUAGCAGUACGGACCUCAGCAUUUUCUAGAAUGUGUGUGCAUCAGUGAUGUUUGUAUAUUUGAAGCAUUUAAAGUUCUAUUUUCGUUAUGAGGACAAAUGAAGUAACUGUUGAUCUGAAAUAAAGAAAAGGCUACAAAAAAUCAUUCCCAAACUCGCC